This is a messenger RNA of Aquila chrysaetos chrysaetos, 4409 nucleotides long. It is a transcript of the gene PHOSPHO1, whose product is annotated as phosphoethanolamine/phosphocholine phosphatase 1. Gene Ontology annotation, molecular function: phosphatase activity. Gene Ontology annotation, biological process: bone mineralization involved in bone maturation. NCBI's taxonomy places the organism in Eukaryota, Metazoa, Chordata, Aves, Accipitriformes, Accipitridae. The record is from RefSeq and is a predicted model, not a curated record. The transcript has 3 exons. The coding region runs from base 2192 to 2998 and encodes 268 amino acids.
AGGCUCCGGGGGCUGAUCAGGCGUGAGUCUGCACCGGGGCGGCCGGUACCGGGAGGUGCCGACCCGGUUAGGAGGCUCCGAGGACCGGUGCGCCGGGUCUCGGCACCGGGAGAUGCCGAUCCGCUACGGCUGCUGCCGGUACCGGGAGGUGCCCAGUCGGUGGGGGUCUCCGUUGACCGGGAGCGGCUGGUGCCGGUACCGGGAGGUGCCGAUCCGGUAGGACCCUGCGGUGACCGGGGCGGCUGAUGCCGGUACCGGAGAGUCCCCACCCGGUUGGACUCUCGGAGGACCGGUGCGCGACUGGUGCUGGUGCCGGUACCGGGAGGUGCCGACCGGGCAGGAUCCUCCAAGCACCGACCGUGCAUGAGUCAGCCCCGUUACGGCUCUCACCGGUACCGGGAGGACCCGAGGAGCGGCCGUGCGUGAGUCGGCACUGCUCCCGCUUCCCGGGCAGCAGGCUGGCGGAUGCCGGUACCGGAGCCGGAGCAGCAGCCGCUGUCCAUUCCGGUACCACCGACCGCAGGGAGCUGACACCGGGCCGGUACCGGCACCGGUACCCGGGAGGGCGAAAAGCCGCAGGAUACGUCUGCCCAGGUACGGCUCCGGCACCGCAGGCUGGGAAUCCGGGAUCCAGUUUUGGGACUCCCACAAAACCAGCCGUCAAUCCAGCAGCCCGCCACCUGCUAACGGCAGCGUUUUGGGGCCAAAACCACCUGUUUCAGGGGUUUUUUUUGUUGCUGUUGCAGAGCAGAGAGCUCUGGUCCCGACGGCCGCAGCGGGAGCCUUUGGCUGCGGUAACGCCACGGCUUCCUGGCAGGCGGCAGGAAAAAUAAACACCAUUAAAAAAAAAAAAAAGGACCAUCCCCAUAACCCGAGGUGACCGGCCGCGGCGUCAGCCGUGUGGGCGAGCAGGGUGAGCCCUGGCCCCGGGGAAGGUGUUCCCAUUCCCGUCCCUGUUCCCCUUCGCCCCUGCCAGGGGGAUUUGGGAUGAAGCAGGAGCCACGGAGCACAAGAAGGGGCGAGGUGGCACCUGGGUGCGUGGAGGGGGUCAGGGCUGGCUGAGAAACCCCUCCGAGCUCCGCUGUCCGGUGAUUUGUUAUUUAUUUGCUCAUUUGCUUCUGUUUCGGGAGCCGUGUGGAUGGCUAGGGAUGGGAACGGGUCGGGUUUUAUUCCGGGAGCGGUGAACUUGUCUCAUGAUCCUGAUGACACGCCUGGUGGUGCCCGGGAGGGAGGUUUUCCUCUCCUUUGCUUUUUGGGCAGCAGGACUCUGUCCUCUUGUUUUGCCAUUAAUACUGUCCUAGGGGGUGGACAAACGAGUUUGCUAAAGGUCAGUGCUUGGGUUUUGAGUUAAAACUAAAAAAACCCCAUGUUUUACACACCAAAAACAUCAAGUGGUUUUAUAAGGUUAAAAACAGGCAAGAGCAGAGUAUGCCAGGUGAUUAAAACCAGCCCAGGGACUGUGCCCGCAAUUGGGAAAUGCCCCCGUGCCCCUUCGCUUUUGAGGCUCAGCAGUUCCCGGCUCCAAAAUCAGGUGCUGAUCCCCGUCCGCGCUCGUUUGGGUGCGAUGGGGGCUCACGUAGGGCCUGAUCCUGCGGCAAAGGGCGGGUGCGUAGCGCAGUGCUGCUCCUCUCCAUGCAGCUCGUCCUGCGCUGAACCCAUUACGGGAUUAAGCCCGAAGUCGCACGGCGGUGCAGAGGUCUGCCGGGACGCGCAGCAAGAACUGAUCUGCAGAGAUGAGGAGGGGAGCAAAUAUUGCUGGGCUUCAACCUUUCCUCCCUGGCCCUCUUCGGGGCACAAAGAUCCUGGGGAUGGCUGGAGGUAUUGCCAGAGGGGAAGAAAACAUUGAGAUUUUGGGGGAUAAACUACCCUGGGAAAUUAUUUUUGCCGUGAGCCCAGCAGCUCACCGCUUUUAUCAGGCUUAUUUUGACCCUCAUCCCAAAUUCAGUUUGUUUAAACCUUUAUGUUUGCUGUGAUUAAUGAGCAAAUAUCUGUUUUAUUUUCUGUUCCAACAUUCAGGCUUUGCAUAAUGUUAGGAAGCGCGGCCGCUUUUCUUUUAUUUUGGAGGGAGUCCCUUUUUUGCAGAAGGUGGACGGACGCGCUCCCGGGAGGCAGCCGCCGGUCAGGAGAGCAGCCCGGCGAGCCCUAAGCGCUGCCUUCAGCAACACGCUGCCUGCAGAGUGAUGGUCUUAAAAUGAAAAGGUGCUGUGAGGGCGUCGGGCUGCCAUGCCUGUUUAAGGGUGUUGGUAUGGCCAGCCCCCGGCCUCCCAAAUACCUCCUCGUCUUCGAUUUCGACGAGACCAUCAUCAACGAGAACAGCGAUGACUCCAUCGUCCGGGCGGCACCAGGGCAGGCGCUGCCGGAGCACAUCCGACAGACCUUCCGCGAGGGCUUCUACAACGAGUACAUGCAGCGCGUCCUGGCGUACAUGGGGGACCAGGGGGUCAAGAUGGGGGACUUCAAGACUGUCUACGAGAACAUUCCUCUGUCCCCUGGCAUGCCAGAGCUCUUCCAGUUCCUCUCCAAGAACCACGAGCUCUUCGAGAUCAUCCUCAUCUCUGAUGCCAACAUGUUCGGCAUCGAAUGCAAUCUGAGGGCAGCCGGUUUCUACUCCCUUUUCCGCAAGAUCUUCAGCAACCCGUCUGGUUUUGACAAGAGGGGGUACUUCACCUUGGGGCCCUACCACAGCCAUAAGUGCCUUGACUGCCCGGCCAACAUGUGCAAACGCAAAAUCCUAACAGAGUACCUGGCGGAGAGAGCCCAGGAGGAGGUAGAGUUCGAGAGGGUCUUCUACGUGGGAGACGGUGCCAAUGACUUCUGCCCUUCCGUGACUUUGACUUCAGCUGACGUGGCUUUCCCGCGGAAGGGCUACCCCAUGCACCGAAUGACCCAAGAGAUGGAGAAGCAGCAGCCUGGAGCCUUCCAGGCCACUGUUGUCCCCUGGGAGUCAGCUACAGAGGUCGCCCGCUAUCUCCAGGAGGUCCUCAAGAAGAAGUGUUGAGGCUGGCUCAGAAGAGACUUGCAUACUAUAAGCAGCUGGGAAAGGAGAAGACUGGCGGGGGGGUCGCACCGUGUACCCCACGCUCACCGGCACUGCUCGCUCAGCCCCCGCUCCCGGGUUACUUUCCUGCCUUUCCUUCUCCAAGCUCCUUUCUCUCUGGCAAUUAAAGCACUUUCUCUAGGUCCUCCCUUCUCCUUCCCCUGCCAUGCUGAGAUGAUGCCUUCUCUAUGCAGCUCGGACAUCUACUCCACCGUGGGUGUUUGCCAACACUAAUGGUGAUUUUUUUGUUGUUGGUUGUGGUUUUUUUUUUCCUUUCUUUCCCUUUUGACUUUACAAGAGCAAUUCCUAAAAGACCAGAAGCCGGCUGGGCCCUGCACAUGCUCCCUCUUACCUUCAUCCUCCUCGCCUGCCUGACCUCCACUGGCCACGCCAGAAGCUGCGUGCUGUUGCCUUGAACCUGACGCUUGAGGUCUCCUUGCCUCUUCGUGAGGCCACUGGAAAUUUAAUCUGGGAAAUUCAUGCUGCCUGAGCUCCCCAGUUUGCCCUUCAUACCCUGCCUGAGCAGGGCAGCUCCUGGCUCAGCUGCUGAGCCUUGCGAUGGAGUAAAUUGUCCCUUGAGACUUUACGCUCUGAAAAAAAACAUGACGUGAGGGACAGGAAACCUUUUGGAAAGGUGGUACCUUGGAAAAAACCUUUAGUGCCCAUCCCCACCCACUUGCCCAGAGCAUGGGCACAGCAACCGCAUCCCGCUGCGGGGAGGAGGACCUGCCCUUGCCUUCCACUUCCAUCCUCUGCUUCUGCUUGCAGGGUAAAACGUCCCCCAUGUCCCCAGGGUGGACAGGUUCCUCCUCUCUCUAAGCCAUUACCAGUCACGUCCUUGUGUUUGCUGGAUCGUAUCGAAUUCCUCUUAACCCAGGGGUUGAUUUCCCUCCUGACCUCGUCGAGAGGUGCCAAACCUCCCCGCGGGAGGUGCGGUGCUGUGAGCACUUCUCCUGCCAUCGGGUCCCUGGAGGCCAAAACCCCUGUUCCCCUGCCCCGCUGCAGUAUUAAUUGCCCCUUCUAAUUGCACUCUGCAGGGGGGGACCCACAGUAUUCGCUGCUCUCUGGUGUUGGCUUCUCCUGGAUUUAUCCACAGCCUUACCGGCCCCCGAGGGUGGCUCGUAAUUCCUCCAAAGCGUAGAAACCCUGACAGCAAAUCUGAGCAGUAAGGAAAUAACCAAAGCAGCCCUGAGUUGUUCCUCUAUUUCAUUUCCCCUGUCUUUGUUCUUCCUCCUCUGGACCCUCUUCAACUGUGUGGAACUUAAAGCCAUGGAAUUAAAAAAAUACAUAUAUAUGUAUAUAGAUAUAUAUCUAUAUAUUGCAGAUACACAUGUUGUUUGUAUCCAGGACAUAAACCUGGGUGUGAAACAGC